CGAUAUAAAAAGGGGCAUAUUCCCUAUUUCCAUCCAGACAAAUAGACAACUAUUGGUCAUGCAGACUAAACCCACCCUCGUCUUCGUCCCAGGGGCGUGGCACUUGCCCCAGUGCUUCGACCUCGUCCGCCCCAUCUUCGAGGCCCACGGAUUCCCCACCGAGGCCGUUGCCAACCCAUCCAUCGGCGCAGAGCCACCCACCAAAACAGGUGCCGAUGAUGCUGCGAACCUGCGAACCGUGUUGAGCCGAUUAAUUGAAGAUGAAGGAAAGUCUGUCGUCUUAAUCGCGCGCUCAUACGGAGGUACUGUCGCCUCGAAUGCGAGCGAAGGACUAGGGAGCGUGCAGAGAGCGAAACAGGGUAAGAAUGGGGGUAUCUCGCUGCUGAUUUAUCUGGCUGCGUUUGUGCUGCCAGAAGGGCAGAGCCUUGUUGAUGGCUUGGGUGGGAAGCCGUCGCCGUGGAUGCGUUCGAAUGGCGACUACACCUACUCCUCCAACGAGGAGAACGUCUUCUACGCAGAUAUGGAACCCGAGCAACAGCAAAAAGCAAUCAGCCAGCUCAGCCACACAUCCAUAAAUGCUUUCCUGACGCCAAUCGCGCAUGAACCGUUCAAACACAUGCGCACUGGGUAUCUCUUCUGCGAACAGGAUCAGGCACUGCAGAUGCCUUUGCAGGAGACUUUCUGUUCCUUGCUGGAGACGGGGAGUAAGGAGGCCUCCCUCCCUGCUCCAGUCAGGGCGUCGCUGCCCAGUUCGCAUUCUCCGUUUUUCAGUAUGCCGGAGAGGACAGUUGAGAGUAUUGAGGGAAUGAUUGGGGAGAUUUAGUGUGAUAGAUUCAUUUUGGGGUGGCUUUUUCUAUACAAGAGCAUGUCUAUUUGUGAUAUUAGAAUGUUUGUAAAUAGAUCCUUCCAAAGCUUGGUACUAAAUAUAUACAUAGACUCUACUAUUCGUUG
This is a messenger RNA of Aspergillus wentii DTO 134E9, 951 nucleotides long. RefSeq names its product alpha/beta hydrolase. Bases 59 to 823 code for a protein of 254 amino acids. NCBI's taxonomy places the organism in Eukaryota, Fungi, Ascomycota, Eurotiomycetes, Eurotiales, Aspergillaceae. The record is from RefSeq and is a predicted model, not a curated record. The transcript has 2 exons.